AUGGCCAAUAUUGCACUCCAUGACCUGCGUGCCCUACAAAGCACCCUCAACGCGGCAAUAGAUGUUUACGAGACAUCUCCUGAUCCAGACACGACAGCAGAGAUCAACAAAGCUGCAAAAGCGAUCGCAGCGGGGACGCGCGGUACAAGCACCGACUUCAUCGGUCUCGGCUUCCAGCCUCUCAAAAACACGGUCAUCCGCAUCGGAAUUGAUCUCGACCUGUUCAACAUCAUUGAGGAAAACGUGACGUUGGACCACUCGCCAGCAAAACAGGAGCACACCCGAGCCUCCUAA
Molecule: messenger RNA, 294 nt
Organism: Didymosphaeria variabile
Lineage: Eukaryota; Fungi; Ascomycota; Dothideomycetes; Pleosporales; Didymosphaeriaceae
Exons: 1
Coding region: 1-294 (97 amino acids)
Source: RefSeq, a predicted model, not a curated record